CGUCCCUCGCUCGCGCUCGCGCCUAUAAUAUUCGUCGUUCGGGUAGGGGGUCGUUCCGUCCACGCUUCACGCGGGCUGUUCCUUAUUGUUGGCCGGAAAUGGCGGGGGAGCACCAGGGCGCGGGCGCCGGCUUCUGGCUGCCGGACGAGUUCCUCGACGACGACUUCUUCUCCGACGAGAAGGCGGCGGCGGCGGCGGCUGCUGCGGCGGGCGCGGCCAGGAGCGACAGCGACGACGAGGACGCGGGGCUCGGCGGUCUCUCGCGCCGCGUGGCCGGCCUCGACUGCGACGCCGGCGACCGCGCCGUUCCCAAGGCGGAGGUGAUGUCCGGGUCUCCGCAGUCCACGCUCUGCGUGCUGCAGGCUUCAGGGGAGGACAGCCCCACCGGCGGCGCCUCGCAGGUCAGCUCGCCGCCGUCCUCGCCGCUGGAGCAGCAGCCGGCCGACCCAUGGGACCUGCUGCACGAGGCGGCCGGGCAGGUGGCCCGCCUGCGCGUCGACAGCAUCCCCGUGCCUGUGGUUAACCCUGCUCCCAUCCAUGGCGCCGCCGUCGCGCCGCCGGCGAGGAACCCCUCUCCGCCGCCGCUGCUUCCGUCCCCGAAGCCCGUCGGCCCUUACCAGUACCCGCCCAACAACUCGUUCGCCCAGCGCCAGGCUCAAGUCGCUCGUUUUCAUCUCCUGAAGCAGCAGCAGCUGAUGAAGCACCAGAGGGAGCAGCAGCUGGCCAUGGCUGCGGCCAUGGCGUGGGGCUCCGCCGACGUCGGGCCGCUCGGCCUGAACCCCUCGGCCUGGCCGCCGCUGCAGAAUCCCCCGCACCACGCUCCUCCGUCCGCGGCCGGCAUGCGCGCCGUGUUCCUCACCCCGCCCGGAGCGAAGCGGGAGUGCACCGGCACCGGCGUGUUCAUCCCCCGGCAGGCCGGCGCGCCCGCCGAGCCCAGGAAGAAACCAAGCUGCUCGACGGUUCUUCUCCCGGCGCGCGUCGUGCAGGCUCUCAAUCUCAACGUCGAGGACCUCGGCGCCCGCCCGUGCUACCCCGGGACCUUCGUUCUUGAUCACGACGCGCUGGUGAGCCGGAGCAACGCGAUGCAGGCGAGCCAGAAGCGCGAGCACAAUGCCAAUGCCAAUGCCGAUGCCGCCGCCGCGCACUCGCCGCCGCUCGCCGUGGCCUGCGAGGUCAAUCUCCCGCAGGAGUGGACGUACUGAGAUGCGUGUUGCCGCUCUCAAGCGUCGUUGGUCUCCCCCCGUUUUCAUGGAUUACUAUCUAAUACUAUUACUUAUUUCUGUUAUCAUCGAUGGUUAGCGCUAGGUAGAUGUUAGCUAGAGGUAGGACGCGGUGGCAGUAGCAUCAGCGUUAGGUGUUCUUUUGUGCGUGGUGAUAUAUUGGUUAUUUUGGAGGAUGGUUGGUGAUGGACGGACGGACGCAGACGACCAACAGAGAGAAGAACGAUGAAAAAUCCGUGGCUUCCGUAGGUUGUUGUUGGGGGAAACAAUAAGCGGUUCCUACAAGAAAGAAAGAAGAAAUCUGGGAGGUAUGGUGCUGCCUGCUGGUAGUUGUAAGGUGGACGAUGAUUGGGAAAAUAUCAUCGGCUGUUUGGAAAGGUGUCAUCGCUGUAAGAUAUAAGGAAGAAAGAAAUAAGAGCUCCAUGUUUCCAUUA
This is a messenger RNA of Hordeum vulgare subsp. vulgare (domesticated barley), 1654 nucleotides long. RefSeq names its product myosin-1-like. NCBI's taxonomy places the organism in Eukaryota, Viridiplantae, Streptophyta, Magnoliopsida, Poales, Poaceae. Bases 99 to 1202 code for a protein of 367 amino acids. The transcript has 5 exons. The record is from RefSeq and is a predicted model, not a curated record.